ACGAUGCACCUCUUCCUGAUUCGCCAUGGCGAGACGGUCGACAACGUGGCUGGCAUCUAUGCCGGGUCGCGGGACUCGGCGCUGACCUCCCAUGGCGUGCUGCAGAUUCGAAGGCUGGCCACUCAUCUGGCCGAGGACGCGGAGGCGGCGCUGGAAUACAUCUUCUCGUCCGAUCUCAAGCGCGCGGUCAAGACAGCUGAGGCGAUUGCGGCGGAACAGAAACGCGUUCACUCGCGGGACAUUCCGGUCGUUGAGCUCGCCGAGCUCCGGGAAAAGGACUUUGGAAGCGAUGAGGGCGUCAAGUUCGGAGACUCGCGAGGUCGUGCACCCGAUUCUGAGACUCCCGAGUCGAUGAAAGCGAGAGUCGACGCCUUCUUGGACGGUUACCUGCUUCCGCUCCUUAGCUCACAGAGGGGCGAGGUUUCACACAAGUCAAGAUGUGCCGUUGUGUCCCACGGCAUCAUUCUCGGCGUCCUGUACCGCGAGCUCUGCGCCCGAGUCAGCCGUGGCGGCAUCACUGUCGACCCCAAUCCCAGUGCCGCCAGCUCCCUCAUCUCACCCCCCUUUUGGGACAACUCCGGCUACCUCAAAUGCACCGUCUCCAUGGCCGACUCCAUGGCAAGCGAGGACAAGUCGCUGCCACUGAGACUGCACGUCAGCCUCGUCAACUGCACCAUACAUCUUCGGGACUUGAAAAAGACUCGUGGCGGCAUUGGCAGCGCCGCCUUUGAUGAGAAGCAGCGAACCUUGACGUCGUUUUUCCUGCCGGGUCCAACGAAGAAACGCAAGAGUCAUGACAUGAGUGCUGGGUAGCAGUAGGCGGCGCUACCCAGCCAUUUUCUUAAAAAGACACGAUAUACGACUUGAUGAUCGAUACACGGAUACAGACAGAAUAAUAAUAUAAUGGAAUACGAAUCU
Molecule: messenger RNA, 918 nt
Organism: Trichoderma reesei QM6a
Lineage: Eukaryota; Fungi; Ascomycota; Sordariomycetes; Hypocreales; Hypocreaceae
Exons: 2
Coding region: 4-813 (269 amino acids)
Biological process (GO): positive regulation of DNA repair; fructose 2,6-bisphosphate metabolic process; regulation of pentose-phosphate shunt
Cellular component (GO): cytosol
Molecular function (GO): fructose-2,6-bisphosphate 2-phosphatase activity
Source: RefSeq, a predicted model, not a curated record